Syngnathoides biaculeatus (alligator pipefish) is the source of this 4993-nucleotide messenger RNA. RefSeq names its product suppressor of cytokine signaling 6 (gene socs6a). NCBI's taxonomy places the organism in Eukaryota, Metazoa, Chordata, Actinopteri, Syngnathiformes, Syngnathidae. The transcript has 3 exons. Gene Ontology annotation, biological process: phosphatidylinositol phosphate biosynthetic process; protein ubiquitination; regulation of growth. Gene Ontology annotation, molecular function: 1-phosphatidylinositol-3-kinase regulator activity. The record is from RefSeq and is a predicted model, not a curated record. The coding region runs from base 435 to 2045 and encodes 536 amino acids. Gene Ontology annotation, cellular component: phosphatidylinositol 3-kinase complex.
UCGCUGCAUCCCAAUGUGCUGGCUGCCCUAACUCAACAGGCAACAAAGGAAGAGGCCGAGAGGGAGCUACUCAAGUGUGCUAACCUCGUCAGUCAGAAAGGUGUCACCUUAUUGUGUCAUUGUAUUCGAGAAUACAUCACCGCUCCCCACCUUUUACCCCCCAGACAUGCCGACUUUGGAAAUGUAAACGCUGAUGUUCUUCCUGAGGACCGGGAAGCAGAAUAACCGCAAGCAUCAAAUUAGAGGUACUGGAAGAGGAACUUGACUCAUUCAAUCAAGUGGAGUUACAUUUUUUUUCAGCUCAUAAUGGGUUUGGAGGCUCUGCUGUAUGCAUGACUUAUCAGCGACCUGAUGGGAGGAUACUGUGGCUAGUACUUUCAUCAGGAUACAAGGAGAGAUCUCAUGCCUGCCACUGAGGUGGAGGGCCAGUCAGAAUGAAGAAGAUCAGCCUUAAGACCAUUCGGAAGUCGCUGAGCAUAAAGGGCAAAGAGGACGGCGACUUUGUCAUGCUUCAGCAGCCCCCAGUGGCCGCCGAGUUCUCAAAGGAUGAGUCACUUUUUGGUGGCUGUUACACCAAAGACCUGUCCAUGUGUGAUCUGGGUGGCGAUGAAGACAAAGGUGGGCAAAACAAGAGCCGUUCAAAGAGUGAGGGGCUGAUGGGAUCGCUGAAGAGAAGGCUGUCCGCCAAGCAAAAGGCAAAGAACAAAGCCGGCCCCUCUGGAAUCAGCUCGACGGAUGAUGACGACACCUUCUCCUCCUCUUCUGUGCCCAUCAGCUUCAACGAGGUGAAAGCCCAGAGACCCCUAAGGUCUGCAUCACUACGUAGUCACCACUACAGCCCCUCACCAUGGCCUCUACGACCGGUCAACUCUGACGACGCUUGUAUUAAGAUGGAGGUCAAAGUUAAAGCCAUGGUUCACUCCCCUAGUCCCAGCCCCAACUUAAAUGGCAUCCGAAAGGAAUUCAGCGAUUUUCAGAUGGAUGGGCUCUUUCAGGACCAACCCGAAUCCUUAAAAACCCUCCAGCAGCCACAAAAUGGUGAGCUUCAUCUAAAUAUUGAUGACAAUGACGUGCCUGUGGUGCUGGGGUUGACGCCCCAAGACUACAUUCAGUACACAAUGCCUUUAGAUGAAGGAAUGUACCCAGAAGGGUCCCACUCCUUCUGUCUGGAUAGCGCGUCUCCUAUGGAGGUGGUGGCAGAGGUAGAUGAUGGGUCCCCACUGAUGGAUCAGGGACACGAGGAACAUGAGAUGGUUGGUGGUUUACCUCCAGACCUUUUCAUGGACACCUCAGUUAAUAGUCUUCUCAUCGGUUCUGGUGGAGUCAUGCUUCAAAACUCAAGAGGAGAGAUCCCGCCUCCCCUCUCUCCCCUCUUGCCUCCUAUGAGCAGUAAUGGUCAUUUUCCCAGGACGUUCUCUGGCUUCAGCUCCACAGACAGCCAUGUUGCCGAGAGAGUGAGACACCACCUCAACUUUGAUCCCAAUUCAGCUCCCGGAGUCAGCCGAGUGUAUGACUCUGUCCAGAGCAGCGGGCCCAUGGUGGUGACCAGUCUGACGGAGGAGCUGAAGAAGCUGGCAAAGCAGGGCUGGUACUGGGGGCCAAUCACACGCUGGGAGGCGGAGGAAAAGCUCAUCAACUUGGCCGAUGGCUCGUUUUUGGUCCGGGACAGCUCGGAUGACAGGUACCUGCUCAGCUUGAGUUUCAGGUCACAGGGCAAAACUCUCCACACCCGCAUCGAGCACUCUAAUGGACGCUUCAGCUUUUACGAGCAGCCUGACGUGGAAGGACACACGUCAAUUGUGGACCUCAUCGAACACUCGAUAAAAGACUCGGAGAACGGUGCUUUCUGUUAUUCCAGAUCCCGCUUACCGGGGUCGGCAACAUACCCUGUCAGACUCACCAACCCCGUCUCUCGGUUUAUGCAAGUGCGCUCCCUGCAGUACCUUUGUCGCUUUGUCAUCAGACAAUACACAAGGAUAGACCUAAUCCAGAAACUGCCCUUACCUAACAAGAUGAAAGAUUAUUUACAGGAGAAGCACUACUGACACACACAGGACAGUGGUGGCUGUUUUGCACUUUUUAUGUUUAGUGAGGUGUACACAAGGUUUACACACCCUUAACCCUUUCUAGAUGAUUAAUUAGUUUACUUGGAGAGCAAACACACAAAUCGUUAUAACAAUGUAUCAGUUCAGUUCUGCAAAAGAAUGCUGAAACACAGGCGACAUAACAUUCAAAAUUUGAGGCCACUUGUACAUUCAUCUGCAUUGUUAUCAUGAAGUUGGUGAAAUAAAGGAUUUCACAUUUACCUUUUUGGGCCAGCAAAACUCUUCAAACUGAUUAGUUGUAUCAUGUCCUAUUUCAUUGCAAUCGAUUUUUGCUAACACAUUCAUGGAUGUGAAAACAACUUUUUAUGUUAACCUGAAUUGAUUAUCGCAACAAAUGUUUUGCUUAUCAGCAACUGCAAUUUAUUCACUGGAUCUUUUUCCUAUAAUUAAUUAAUCUGUCUCUGUGUAAUACAGGUGACAUUUUACAAAUGAGUUCUUCACUGUGUGUCAACUGGUGAAUGCUUUGGUGUUGUGGUAGAACCGGAGAAAGCACAAAGCUCUACCAUAAUAGACUUGGAGAUCUGAAGAUUUCUCGGUUGCAAAAACAAAUGCCAGCUGAACAUGAAACCUUUUUCUUUAAAAAAAAAAAAUCUGUGUAAUGACAUGCAUGAUGUGCAAGUAGUCACAGUUUACAGUGGUCUACAAUCGAGACAGUUUGCUCGAGCAGAAUGAGCUUUAAAUUAACUUCUGGCUAUAUGGAGCCUUUCAAUAUUAUGCAAGUCUAACGGUACUGAUGAUGCUGGAUUUUUUUCAUGUUGUGCUGUUUGUGGAAACAGCUUUGUGUUAAUCUUGUGCUCUACAAAUAAGUGGGACCUAUUAUGUUUGUGAUUUAUGAUACAAAAUCAAGUAAAAAAAAAAACACUGAGGCAAAGGUAUGCCAAUAUAAUGUUUCUAUCCUUAUUUUCUAUUACUUUAGCUCACCCCUGAUGUCUGUAUUUAGUUUCUGAUAAAGGCAACUAAAUUUUGGCCUUUAGAACUGCGGGCCUGUUUGAACAGUAAAGGGUAGCUCAAGAUAAUUUAGAAUUAAAUUGCCAGUUCAAAAUUUGGACUUGGUUUCUCAGUCAGCAUGAGAUAACUGCCCAAACCUUUUACUGGUAUUUUUUUUAGUUUGUUUAUUGGAAAGGGCAAGUUUAACACAAUAGGUCCUCCUUUAAAGUAGAUAAUUUUGUGUCAUGACUAUUCCACAGCAGCGACAUUGAAGAAAUUUGCUGCUCUUUAAAUCUAGUUAUGUGCAUGUCGUGAAGGCUUCAACAGUUGACCUCAACGAGAAAAGAUGUCGCAAUGGGUUUCACCACAUUACGUAAACCCGAAUCAAGCCGUGAUGUAGUUUCUAAUUAUAAACGAGGACUUUAGAACAGGCCUGUCGUAACUUGACCUGAAUCCAUAUGCAGUGACUCCUGUGUUGUUAAGUUUGACCCAGAUCAAUUAAAUACCCGAAAUGAUGUGAGCCCUGGUUGGCAUAAGGUCAAGGUCUCCGUUUAUGACAGUUCAUAAACGUCACUUGGCUUCAUUAGCAAUCUGCGAGUUUUGGGGGGAAAAAACGACAACCUGAAAAUACAUUUUGAAUCAUCCAGCAGUUUCUCCAACAGAAAGGGAAAAGCACAUACCUUCUUUUUACAAGUGCUUUAUAUGGAUACCUUAAGAGGGAAUUCUGGUAAUGUGAGUUUUGACACUAGCGACUGAGUCUUUCAAAGUGGGCCUUCAGACAACUGCUAGGAUGUUAGUUUUAGAUAGCUGGAAACGUUGAUGUCUGAGAAAUUAGGAACUUUGAAUGGUAUUGCAUGUUAAAGUUUGUAGCUUUUUAAAGCAUUUGAGAUGAAUAGGAAUGAAGGAUCUUGGUUAUUCUAACGUGUUUUGGUGGGGAUGUUUUCUUUAUAUCAAACGAGUUGGAUAUUGCUUUUCUUUUACAAUCCUUUAGUUUUGUAUCUGUGACAAUUACCAUCUAGGGCUGUUUGCGAUACACGGAAAACAACGUGUGCUUGUUUGGAGUAGAAUUAGAAAAACAAAAUACAUUGAAGAAUUAUUUUGCACUUGGAUUCUCUGAUUUUUACAUCCUGCCAAGAAUUGUCCUUCGCAGUCGCUCGGUAGUGGUUAUUUCUUCAUGUAUUCGUUUAACUCUUUACUGUAUUUAGUUUGGUGUCAUACAAUAUGUGUGAAACAUGAAGAGGAAGGCACCAGCAAGCUGUCCAGAUAGGCGGAUCAUGAAUGUGGAUGUACUUUUGAUUGAAAUGUGAAAGUAAGAUGUCUUUAAUAUGAUGUUCAGUCAGUUCUAUUUCUGUUAUGAUCUGCAAUUCCUUGUCACAUUUUUGAUGAGCAGGAACCCUUUUUCUUUAGUGUUGCUGCUGUGACCUGCCCCUUCGCCCCUUCCCUCUCUUCAAGCGUUAAUACCUUCACCAUGUGAUUCCAGAUGUUGAUGCAUGUUCAGGCUUCUGUUCCGCACUUAACAAGCAUCGCAGAUUUUUGAGGAUAAAUGAAGGUGAUUGUUUACAACAUUAAUUUUGGAAAUGCCCACCCCAUCCAUGUUUUGUUGAUGUCUCAAAUAUAUUGGUACAAGACUGUCAGUCGUGUUCUACACUUUUGUGCUGCUUAUGGAAAACAAUUGCCUUUCUUGUAUUUAACAACAGGGGAACUAGAAUGUCACCAAUUUCGACAUAAUGUACACUCGAUGGUGUGUUGUCAUCUUGGGAGAGCAAUGCAGAUUUGCAGUUUGUUUAAAAACUAGAUUUCAGCUCAAAAUAGUGAUUAAGUAAACAUUUUUAAGAAUUACUAGUUCCAAUCUGUUUACAUUGGUUGUCAACUUCCCAAAGUAGACAGUCUUUUGUAAUUUCUUUUGUUAAUCAGCAGUGAUUUAUUGCACAUUUUGGAUACAGUUUAAGAGUUUUUUUGUA